Molecule: messenger RNA, 1456 nt
Organism: Myripristis murdjan (pinecone soldierfish)
Lineage: Eukaryota; Metazoa; Chordata; Actinopteri; Holocentriformes; Holocentridae
Gene: sugct
Product: succinyl-CoA:glutarate-CoA transferase
Exons: 14
Coding region: 23-1369 (448 amino acids)
Cellular component (GO): mitochondrion
Molecular function (GO): succinate-hydroxymethylglutarate CoA-transferase activity
Source: RefSeq, a predicted model, not a curated record
UGGCUUGACGACCGUUGCUAAGAUGUCUGCGCCGCUCUGCGGGUUUAAACGCGGUUUCUCGGCGGUGUUUCCCCGCAGUCUCCCCGCAUUCCUGCACCGGAAGCAGCCGGCCGCACUUCCUGCCGGCGGACGGCGGUUGUCAUGGAAACAAACAGGGGAGAGUCUGCGGCCACUAGAGGGCGUCAGAGUGCUGGACCUGACACGGGUUCUGGCUGGACCCUUUGCCACCAUGAUACUGGGAGACCUGGGAGCUGAGGUCAUCAAAGUGGAGAGACCAGGUGCGGGUGAUGACACCAGGGCGUGGGGUCCUCCGUUUGUUGGGAAAGAGAGCGCCUACUUCCUGAGUGUCAACCGAAACAAAAAGAGUAUUGCUGUGGACCUUAAACACCCCAGAGGAGUCCAGCUCAUCACAGAGCUGGCAGCAGUGUGUGACGUGCUGGUAGAGAACUACCUUCCAGGGAAACUACAUCAGAUGGGUUUGGGAUACGAGCAGCUGAGCCGAACGAAUCCACAGCUCAUCUACUGCUCCAUCUCAGGGUACGGGCAGACCGGUCCUCAGUCUCAGAGUCCAGGCUACGACUCCAUCGCCUCGGCCGUGUCGGGGAUGAUGCACAUCACCGGGCCGGAGGGCGGCGAGCCGGUGCGGCCGGGCGUGGCCAUGACCGACCUGGCGACGGGCCUGUACACACACGGAGCCGUCAUGGCCGCCCUGCUGCAGAGACACAGGACGGGCCGGGGAGCACACAUCGACUGCAACCUGCUGUCCGCACAGGUUGCCUGUCUCAGUCAUAUAGCAGCCAACUACUUGAAUGCGGGGAAGGAGGCGAAGCGGUGGGGGACGGCACACGAGAGCAUCGUACCGUACCAGGGUUUCAAAACCAAGGACGGUUACAUUGUUGUGGCUGCUGGGAACGACAAGCAGUUUGUCAGAGUGUGUCAAGUUCUGGAUCUCGUGCAGCUGACAGAUGAACCAAAAUACAGAACAAACAAGCUGAGAGUCCAAAACCGCAAAGAACUACUGCACACACUGUCCCAGAGGUUCCUGCAGGAGAAGACAGCUGAUUGGCUGAGGAGGUUCCAGGGCUCAGGCGUUCCUGUCGGACCAAUCAACAGCAUCCAGGAAGUUUUCAAUGACCCGCAGGUGAAACACAACGGUCUGAUCAUGGAGAUGAUCCAUCCAACAGCAGGACACAUCGCUGUGCCAGGCCCGGCCGUGCGUUUCAGCAGCUUCUCCCCCGGCGGGCCGACGCCCCCUCCUCUGAUUGGCCAGCACACCGUGCAGGUGCUGAGAGACACGCUGUCCUACAGUGAUGAUGUCAUCAGGUCGCUGCUGGAGUCGGGGGCGGUGGCCCAGAACGAAGCGUCCUGAUUGGCUGAGAGAGCGGCCGCGUGCGAAAACAACGAGAUUCAAAUGAACCUUCACAGAACAGAUUCCAGAUCAGUUUGAAAUCAAAAA